Phyllostomus hastatus (greater spear-nosed bat) is the source of this 8383-nucleotide messenger RNA. It is a transcript of the gene FOXK1, whose product is annotated as forkhead box K1. Gene Ontology annotation, molecular function: DNA-binding transcription factor activity, RNA polymerase II-specific; protein binding; RNA polymerase II cis-regulatory region sequence-specific DNA binding. Gene Ontology annotation, biological process: regulation of transcription by RNA polymerase II. The record is from RefSeq and is a predicted model, not a curated record. NCBI's taxonomy places the organism in Eukaryota, Metazoa, Chordata, Mammalia, Chiroptera, Phyllostomidae.
CGCGAACAUGGCCGAAGUCGGCGAGGACAGCGGGGCCCGCGCCCUGCUGGCGCUGCGCUCGGCGCCCUGCAGCCCGGUGCUGUGCGCCGCGGCCGCGGCCGCCGCCUUCCCCGCCGCCGCGGCCCCCGCCGCCCCGGCUGCCCCCGGGCCCGCGGCCACCCCGUCGCCGCCGCCGCCGCCGCCCGCCCAGCCCCCCGCCGCCGCCGCCGCCGGCACGAUCGCGGGGGGCGCGGGGGGCGCGGGGGACGCGGGCCCGGCGGGCGAGGCCGCGGUGGCCGCGGCGGCCGACUCGGUGCGCCGGAGCCCGGGGCCCGCGCUGGCGCGCCUGGAGGGCCGCGAGUUCGAGUUCCUCAUGCGGCAGCCCAGCGUCACCAUCGGCCGCAACUCGUCGCAGGGCUCCGUGGACCUGAGCAUGGGCCUGUCGAGCUUCAUCUCGCGGCGCCACCUGCAGCUCACCUUCCAGGAGCCGCACUUCUUCCUGCGCUGCCUGGGCAAGAACGGCGUCUUCGUGGACGGCGCCUUCCAGCGGCGCGGCGCGCCCGCCCUGCAGCUGCCCAAACAGUGCACCUUCCGCUUCCCCAGCACGGCCAUCAAGAUCCAGUUCACGGCGCUGUUCCAGCAGGAGGAGGCCCCGGCCUCGCCCCUGCGGCCGCUCUACCCGCAGAUCUCCCCGCUGAGGAUCCACAUUCCGGAGCCCGACCUGCGCAGCCUGGUCAGCCCCAUCCCCUCGCCCACCGGCACCAUCAGUGUUCCCAACUCCUGCCCCGCAAGCCCACGCGGAGCCGGGUCCUCCGGCUACCGAUUCGUCCAGAACGUGACCUCGGACCUGCAGCUGGCCGCAGAGUUCGCCGCGAAGGCCGCCUCGGAGCACCAGGCAGACUCCACGUCCGGAGGAGACAGCCCCAAGGACGAGUCGAAGCCGCCCUACUCGUACGCCCAGCUGAUCGUGCAGGCCAUCUCCUCGGCGCAGGACCGGCAGCUCACACUAAGCGGGAUCUACGCCCACAUCACCAAGCAUUACCCCUACUACCGGACGGCGGACAAGGGCUGGCAGAACUCUAUUCGACACAACCUCUCCUUGAACCGCUACUUCAUUAAAGUGCCCCGCUCCCAGGAGGAGCCCGGGAAGGGGUCUUUCUGGAGGAUAGACCCCGCCUCGGAAGCCAAGCUGGUGGAGCAGGCCUUCCGGAAACGGAGGCAGCGGGGCGUCUCCUGCUUCCGCACCCCCUUCGGGCCUCUGUCGUCCAGGAGCGCGCCGGCCUCGCCCACCCACCCCGGGCUGAUGUCCCCUCGCUCUAGUGGCCUGCAGACUCCGGAGUGCCUGUCUCGGGAGGGCUCCCCCAUUCCUCACGACCCCGACUUUGGGUCAAAGUUAGCUUCCGUUCCAGAGUAUCGGUAUUCCCAGAGCGCACCCGGCUCCCCCGUCAGCGCCCAGCCGGUCAUCAUGGCCGUGCCGCCCCGGCCGCCCAGCCUGGUGGCCAAGCCCGUGGCCUACAUGCCGGCGUCGAUAGUGACGGCCCAGCAGCCCUCGGGCCACGCGAUCCACGUCGUGCAGCAGGCCCCCCCGGUCACCAUGCUCAGGGUGGUCACCUCCUCCGCCAGCUCCGCCAACGGCUACAUCCUCGCCAGCCAGGCCUCGGCAGGGGGCGCCCACGAGGCAGCGGGCGCGGCCGUGUUGGACCUGGGCAGUGAGGCAAGAGGCGCGGAGGAGAAGCCCACCAUUGCGUUCGCCACCAUCCCCGCCGCCAGCCGCGUCAUCCAGACCGUGGCCAGCCAGAUGGCCCCGGGGGUCCCUGGACACACGGUCACCAUCCUGCAGCCGGCAGCCCCCGUGAGCAUCGGGCAGCACCACCUCCCCGUCCGGGCCGUCACCCAGAACGGCAAGCACGCCGUCCCCACCAACAGCUUAGCCAGCAGCGCUUACGCCCUCACCAGCCCCCUGCAGCUCCUGGCGGCCCAGGCCAGCUCAUCGACGCCAGUGGUGGUCACCCGGGUGUGCGAGGUGGGGCCCGAGGAGCCCGCCGCAGCCGCAGCCAUCGCCACCACCACCACCACCGCCGCCGCCGCCACCGCCACCACCACCACCACCACCACCCCCCCAGCCACCGCCACCACCUCUGCCUCCUCCACUGGGGAGCCCGACGUCAAGAGACCCCGGCUGGAGGAGCCCAGCGGGACGGGGGCCGCACAGGCCGGGGUGAUCACGGCGGCCGGCCCGCAGGGGUCCGGGACCGGGGAGUGACGGUGCCCGUGGAGCUGGAGUGGGACGCACGCCGCGAGGAGUUGUGCCGCUGGACCGCGACGGCCGACCUCGCGGCCGCCCGGGACCGUGGCGGCGAGAAGGCCCCAGGCUGCGGAGCACGGUGCUCCUCGGACAGGACGGCCCGUCCGCCUGCUCCCGCGCUCGCCCGCCCCGCCGCCGCCCGUCCCCCGUCCCCCGUCCCCGCCGUGGUCGGCACGGAAACACAUAAACACGUUCAGACAGCCGAUCGCCUGGUUCUGGGGCUCUUUGUUCCCCCCGUGAGCACUGUCUGCGCCCCUGGCCCCCGGCUUGAGCAGCAGCCCGCGCCCCGGCGACCCCACAGACCAAGGCCCCCCGAGGGGAGGGCAGGGCGGCCACCCCCACCGCUGUCUGCUGUGGCCCGGAACCGGCCCAGGGAAGGCGGGCGCAAUCGGACUUCUGACGGUUCAUGGCAUCCGCUCCCCGAAACGGACCUGGGAAGCAUCGGAUUGGCAUUAACAGGGGGGGCGGGGAGCGGUCACUUUGGCUUCGGACCCCGAGUAGUUCUUGUUUGGUUUCAACGUGGCAUCGGCCUCACCGACACCUGAGACACGCACAGAGGAACCGCCCGUCUCGGAGGCGCCCACCGGGAGGCGGGUGGCCGCCGCCGCGGCGCCCUGGCGAGGCGACUCCGCCGCCCUGUCUGCGCCCUUCCGGGGAGUCGCCGGCUUCCCGGUGGGUGCCGGAGGCAGAAAGCUGUGUGGAGGGCACAUCCGAUCUGCAGCCUCCCGCCCUCCGCCUCCCGCCCUUUGUGCGCCCGCGUCACGGAAGGCCAGCCCUGCGUUCUCCGUGGUCUUGACGCCCCGGUGCCAGCGAUCACCACGCACGCCGGGCACGGAGCAGAGCCGCUCUCUGCCGCUUCACCAAGUCGUCUUACCCACCCGCGGGCACCGGGGACUGGGGGUCAGUCAGUGUGGGGCCGGAAAGGCGAGGGGGCCUCUGGGAGGAGGCCCUGGCCCUGCCACGGGGGGCACAUCCGAAAACAGCAAACGCAGAGCUUCGGAAGUCCCGGCAGGCCGGCCCCCUUCCCCGCAAAGCCUGCCUGUCCUCAGCCUCCAUCUCCACCAGCAGCCACCUGCCUGUAGCCCCACGCCCGAGGGCAGCGCGGCCUCUCUGCGGGUACCUGAGGGGAUGAGCCGGCGGUCUCCCCAGCUGGGACCCGGUGGGCAGGCCUUGGCUCCGGAGGAGGGGACUGGGGGGCGUGAUCUCAAGGCAGCACGAGUGUGACUGGCCCCAGGGCCCCCCGCACCCACCACCGCCAGUCGCUGUGGACACGUGCAGAGCGUUCUCCGCCCGGACCGACCGGGCGUUUCCAUGGCACUAACCCCUCCGCGGGGAAUACGCUCUUCUGGGAGGUCCAGGCGUCUCGGACGGAUGGACAGACGGGAUGCAGACAUGCCAGUGUGCGGCCUCGGGCACAGCCGCCCCUGCAGCCGCAGGGGACGUGGGGUCGCGUUCCGUUCCACGUUCCACGGCGGCGUCUCCUGCAAACUCUCCCAAGCGUCUGGUGCGCACACGGGAACGGGUGGGCUCGGGCCGGGCCAAGGCCUCACCGUGAGGGUCCGCAGCAGCGAGGGGUCCAAUGCGGCUUCAUUAUCAUUUCAUCCGGGGACGCGCUUGCUCUCGGACCCCCGGACCACCGCAGGUUCGCCUCCUCGGGCCAUGGCGUUGUCCGCAGAGACAGACAGGACUGCUGGCCAUGGGCGGCCGUCCGCUUGCUGCCUGAUGUGUCGGGGCAUGGCUCCGGCCCCUUGCUUUCCUGGCCUUCGAGGUGGUUUUUUUACCUGUUUUCACCGAUGACCCCGCUCUAUGGCCAGAGGCGCAGGGAGGAGGGAGGAGAGGUGGGUGCGUGGAACUGGGGGCAAGACCAGGUUCCGCCGGGCGCCGUCCUGCCCCAUGGAGAGCUCCGUUGCUGCGGGGUCCGCCCCGACGCCAGGCAGGGUGGGGACGGGGGGCCCAGGCCCCGGGGAAGCCGCCACUCUGGUCCGCAGACACCAAGCCCUGAACAGCUGAGUUUCCCGGCCACACAGCACGCCUGGCUGGUGCCGGCAUGUGCCCUAGGCCUGGCCACCGGCGGCCCUGGAACAGCCAGCACCCAAGGAGGUGAUACACGGCACAGCCAGAGAGGUGGCCCGGGGCCCUUGGGGUCCAGCGACCUCUGACCUGCCAUGAGCGUGGGCUGUGGAGGGCAGGCGACCCCAGCCAAGGAUGGAGCAGCAGAAGGUCAGUUCGGGCGCAGUCCUGAGUCACCGCGGCACGAGGGUCCGGGAACCUUCUCUCGGGUCGCCCGGGGGCUGAGUCUGGGAGAAGAGAUGGUCCAGUGAAGGGUGCUGGCGGGGCCCCGGGGCCCCUGCGGCUGCGGCUCCCCCCGAAAUCUCACACACACGCGCGCGCCGCCCGGGGCCUGCCGACCCGCCAGCUCUUCACCCGGCGCUGAGCGCAGAAAAUCACUGCGGGGGAGGAAGUCACAGAGUCAGUCGUUCACGCAGGCGGGCGUCUCCCAGGAGGCGACGGAGUGUGACGUUGGGAGUGACAGCGUCGGCCCGAGAGCACACCUCUGCGGCUCUCCUCCACAGGGGAGCUGUCCCGGGAGGCUCGACCCUGGGCAGGACGCACGCGGACCGGACCACCCUCCCGCCACGGGCUGUACUGCUCCCUCCAGGGUCCGCCCAGCCCCCGUCCAGGUCUCUCUGCUUCAGAACCAAGCCGGACGGGGGAAGGGGAGAAGUCCCUGAGUCGCCACAGGGAGGACUCGGUGGCUGUCGGCCAGGAGGGACCGGGGUCGCGGGUCCCUGCCUGUGCCUCCCUGGUCCUGGCAGAAGAUCGGGCGGAGGUCACGGGGUCAUUCCCCGAAUGCUGUCAUUCCUUCCUGGAAGGCCCUCCCUCUGCAGGGGGCGCUGCAGGCCCCGCUGUCUGUGGACGGAGCCCCGCGGGGGUGGUCCAGAGUCCGAGAGGAGGAGGACGAGGGUUCCCUUGGCUGGGGGCCGGUCUCUCACUCACAGAGACGGACAGCGGACCUCCCCGGGAAAGCGGACACCGCGCUGGGCGUGAGCGCCAGCCGGAGAAGGGCGACCCCCCGCGCUGCGGCGCCGGAACUCAGCCAGGACAGUCGGUGCGGGCGAAGGCCCUGUUUUUCUCCAGAAGCUUCAAGUUCUGCUUUGCCCUCGAGCGACACCGGGGGUGGAGGACUGUCGCCAUCGUGGGGUUCGCACCCGCAGCCGGCCUCUGCACCCCCCGACCCCGCUGAGAACAGCUCCCCCGGACACACUCCGCGGCGCCGGGCCCGUCAGCUGCCUCUGCCCCGACGCUGGGCACACCGUGCACUACUCGCUCUAGAAUAAGUUACCAAAAAUGAAUGUGAGCCUCUGCCCGGGAGGAGAGCCGGGGCGGCUACUGGAGCCCUGGGUCCAGGUCCGGGCCGCCACAGGGGCUCCCCUGGGCCUUCUGAGGGGGCGCUCCCCGCAGCCCCCCACUAUACCUCUGCCCGGAAGGGACACUCUUCACUCAGAACUACCCGAGUCGCUCCGGCGUGCUGCUACGGGGGCGGGGUGGGCCUGCAGGCGGCCGGUGGGGGUCGGGGCCUGGGGCGAGGAGGGCAGGACUGGGCCGGCUUCUGUCCGCUCCUUCCAGACUGCUGCUCUCUGUGUUUUACAAAUCCCUUUCGUUUUUAAGUUCCUCUCCCGGGGCCUCGUUUUCCACGUUCGGGUUUUUCAAGCGCUCAGGAUGCGGCUCUGGCCCCGUGCGCACAGCUAGGAGGUUGCCACCUGCCUCUCCGUCCCACGCCAGCACUGCUGCCUGUGGGGUCGAGGGAGGGGCUGGGUCGGUGCUGGCGGGGGCCUCGGUGGCACGAGGGGCCCGGGAGCGCCACCAUCCUCUCCGGAGCUGCUGCUGCUUCUGCUUCCCCUACUGCCCCCCCCACCACCUGACCCAGGGUGAGAGUGGGGUUUGGGGGUGCAACCCCAAGCACUUCUUCAGAGCUAAAGUAAGAAAUGGGCCCAUUUCACUGUUCAGAGAAAAUGGUUUUAGUGUUAAAAAGGAAGGAGGGUCAGUUGCUGAGCUGUCUCCUGACCCUGUGGGCUUCGCAGGCCUGUUUGGGGGCGUCUCCCAGAGGGCCCUCUCUAGCCGGGUCUCAGCCCACCCCCCACCCCCCCACCCCCGCUCCACUGCAGCUCUGCGGCCAGUGGGCUGCCCCUCCCCCGCCUGCGGGGCCCCGUCUGCAAGGAGGCCGACUGGGGUGGGAGCCCGGGCGUCACCGAGGGUGCCACCUGGUGCGGGGCUGCGCCGGCUUCCCGCAGGGGUCGUGAGAAGGUUCUGGAGACACAAGGCAGUUAAACGGCGUUGAGCGGUCAGGAGGACUCCCUUCUCCAAGGCUGACCAGCCGAGCUGCCAUCACACUCAGGGGGUGUCUGCACCGGCCGCCGCGGGAGCCGGGUCCCGGGUCCCGGGCGUGCGGCUCCCGCUGGUCAGCGACAGGAGGCCUUCGUCAGGUGCAGCGCUAGGGGCGAGCACCUGCCUGCCCUUUUCCGCAGGGCUGAAGUGAAAAUCUCUCCUUUGAAUUCGUGAGCCGUGGGGGUCGUCUUAAUGCCGGUGUUGGCUGCUCCCUUUUGGAGGAGAGUGAAGGGAGCAGCCACUUGACCUCAAGGCACCUCUCGCCAGGGGGAGACCCACCCGCUUGUCAUCCUGACGGCCAUUGGGAAAGCUCCGGGGCCAGCAGGGGGCAGCAAACAAGCUUCCUUGUUCUGGUUGGCCUGGUGCUGCUGGCUGCCCGGGACCCACGUGCCCCCACAGGCGGGCGGCUUCAGGUCACUCCCCCCAGGUUUCAGUCACCACGUCACCUGUGAGGGUGACUGGAGAGUUACCCUCGCCUUUCUGCCCCGACCCAGGUAUUUUGAGUCCAGACAGAAUUGGAAGAAUUUUGGUCCUUCACUCUCGACUCGGGAACCUUCUCUGGAAUAGUUUGCGAAUUUGAUUCAUCCCAAUGUUGACUGGUGGUCGGCCCCGUCAGAAAUCAUGGGCAGGGAAGCGGAGGGCAGGCCAGGCCCAAGGGCCCCCCAGCAGUGAGGCCUGCGGCGUGGUCCGGCGCAUUAAGAAAUGUGCUCUUCCCCGGGAGGUCCCACCCGCGACAGGCAGACCCUGCCGGGCCGGGCUGUGUCCCAGGGCUGAGCUGGAAGGGGGUCUGAGGUCAGACUCUGAAAUGGAUGUUCCCCACCCCCCACAAGGCCUGAUGGGUAACAAACACACUGCGCCUGUGACCUCAAGCUCUCAGCCCCCACGUUUUGGGUUCACUGGUCCAGGUUUUUUCCUCUUAAUCAGUAAAAAAUGGGAUUUAAACUCAAACAUGUUAAGCUUGGCCCUCCCCUCCUUCCUGGUGCGUCUUAAUUUACUCAGUUCAAGUUCUGCCAGGACGGGGUGGGGGGCGGCGGGGAGACGGAUGCACCCCGGACUCUGUCUCAGAGCCGCCGAGUGCACACCCAGCAGCUCGGUGCACGCGAGGGAGCACUGAACCCAGUACUGAGAUUUUUUUUUUCCUUAUGAGACUGCUAAUUCUCCUGUAAAGGUAACGUGGGGGGGUGGGUGCUGUUAGGGUGGUGUGUGCGAGCGUGUGUCUUUUUUUUUUUUACAGUGGCUGUCUAAAGUGUUUUUUACAAUACGUUUAACAAUCAAUGCUUUAAGAGUAUCCGUGGUAUCCCACCAAGUGGAAAUUCAGGUUCUCGGGCCUUGGGUGUGAAGACGAGGUCCCGUCAUGGCGUCUCACCACCUGCGAGCAUGGUCCGGCCUGGGGGCCCGGGGAGGCGAGCAGAGCCACCCGGCCCGGCGGCGGGGCCAGCCUGCGUUUCCAUUCCCAGUGGGAUACAGUAUUUUUUUAAUAAGGAGCCAUACUUUUUUUUUAAAAGUUUGAGAUAUGAAUGUGAUUUCUAAUUAUAUCAGACAUUAAUGUUUUAAAGCUAUAACAAAAGUUUAAAAUUUCUACUUUUUGUUUUUCAUUUAUUUUAACUGUUCUUUUAUCUAUUAAAUUGUUGUAUGUGGAUGGGGAAGUUUUGUUUCUCCUCUUAGCAUUUGUUUCUAUAACCUGAAAUAAAAUUAUAUAUUAAAGCAAUGACA